Messenger RNA from Tinamus guttatus (white-throated tinamou), 837 nucleotides. The record is from RefSeq and is a predicted model, not a curated record. NCBI's taxonomy places the organism in Eukaryota, Metazoa, Chordata, Aves, Tinamiformes, Tinamidae.
AUGGCCAAUUUGUUACUUCUGAAACAACUCAUUUUACUCACUGCUGAAGAGUGCGGCAAUCUUUGGGCCUUUUAUUUUGGAGUAGAUAACACAUUUAUGUAUUUGUUUGACUUCUUUACCACUGGGGAAGAAGUGACAGUUUAUCGUCUAGAAGAGAGUUCUCCUAUGAACCUUGACAAAAGCAUGUCUUCUUGGUCCCAGCGUGGUAUGGCUGCAAUGAUCCAAGUCUUGUCACGGGAGGAGAUGGAUGGGGGUCUACGGAGAGCCAUGAAGGUCAUUUGUACUUGGUCUGAAAAUGAUGUAUUAAAGCUGGGACAAGUCUUUAUUGUGAAGUCUUUUCUACCGGAGGUGAUUCAGACCUGGCAAAAGAUCUUUCAUGAUGGCACAGUGCUACAUCUCUGCCUGAGGGAGAUACAACAGCAAAGGGCUGCCCAGAAAUUGAUCUAUACCUUCAAUCAAAUGAAGCCUCAUACAAUUCCAUAUACUCCAAGGUUCCUGGAAGUUUUCCUCAUCUACUGCCACUCAGCCAACCAGUGGCUGACUAUCGAGAAGUACAUGACUGGUGUUGGGGAAAACCUUACUGAUCCAUCUGUGAUUAAACCUGAAGACAAGAAAUCUGGAAAAAUGGUGUUUGGACCAGCAAACCUAGGAGAAGAUGCAAUUAGAAACUUCAUUGCAAAGCACCGUUGUAACUCUUGCUGCAGGAAGCUGAAACUUCCUGAUCUGAGAAAAAAUGACUACACACUGGAAAGGCUCGUUCCAGCUGCUGAAGGAGAAGCAGACGCAGUGGGAGCGGAUGGCGCGGAUGAGCCCUUGGAGUACGACACGCGGUUGUGA